AUGGCUAAGAUCGUGUUUGCCUCCCUGGCAGUGCUUGCCGUGGGCAAAUCCAAUGAGACAGGCAGUGUGGCUUGCUUGUCCAGCAAGCCCAACAUCCAGAGUUGUGGGUCGGAUUGCUUCAGCAACGACGAUCUGGCAUCCUGCUCAGCCGACUGCCUGGAGCAGAAAGGUGAAAGCUCCGUUUGCGCGCAGUGCUACGGUCCCAAGAUCCAGUGCUCCAUUGAGAAGUGCAUGGACACGUGCAGCGACGAGUUUGACCUCACCGGAGACUGCCAGGAGUGCGUGAUGCAAACGUGCAACUUUGCUGCCUCUUGUUCCCCGGGCAAGUCUGCACACGCACCAGUGGAUGCAUCUUUCCUCAAGGAGCUUGUAGCCCUUGCCAGGGCAAAGGAUUCUGCGGCAGUUUGCGUGUCCAGCAAUCCCUUGAUCCAGAGCUGUGGGUCAGAUUGCUUCAGCAACAGCGAUGUGGCAUCUUGCUCAGCCGACUGCCUGGAGCAGAGGGGUGAGAGCUCUGUUUGCGCGCAGUGCUACGGUCCCAAGAUCCAGUGCUCCAUCGAGAAGUGCGCGGACAAGUGUAGCGAUCAGCUUGACCUCACUGGGGACUGUCAAACCUGCGUGAUGCAGACGUGCAACUUUGCCGCCUCUUGUGCCCCGGGCAAGUCUGGAUCGGCACCAGUGGAUGCUUCGUUCCUCAAGGAGCUCGUCACCCUUGCCAAGGCAAAGGUCUUCUCCAGCAACAUGUUGUAUCCCUAG
Effrenium voratum is the source of this 753-nucleotide messenger RNA. NCBI's taxonomy places the organism in Eukaryota, Dinophyceae, Suessiales, Symbiodiniaceae. The record is from the annotation of a GenBank genome assembly.